AUGUUUAUAAUUAAUCUCCCCUUUAAAUUGAAAUCAACGCUUUGGAAUAUAUUUAGGCUUUCUGACUGUAGAUAUUUUUAUUUAAACUAUAUUAAUUGAAAUAUAAAUAAAUUUUAUGAGUUUCUGAAAACCUCGAUUGCUCAUAAAAACCCACUUUUUUUGUUCAUGUUCAGAUAUAAUAUCUAUUCUUGUGAAGUUCAUAUCAGUCAACACCUCAAAUCUAAGUCUCAAAAUGUGCAUAUUCCAGAAACUCUAUAUUUUACACCCCAUGAAGAGACCAAUAAGGCCCUAUAUCUCAUAAGAAUAAAUGCAAGUCUAAGCAGUCUUCAAUCACAAAUAAUUGAUGAGUUUUACAAAAAAUAA
Blepharisma stoltei is the source of this 363-nucleotide messenger RNA. NCBI's taxonomy places the organism in Eukaryota, Ciliophora, Heterotrichea, Heterotrichida, Blepharismidae. The record is from the annotation of a GenBank genome assembly.